Neolamprologus brichardi is the source of this 3462-nucleotide messenger RNA. Lineage: Eukaryota; Metazoa; Chordata; Actinopteri; Cichliformes; Cichlidae. The record is from RefSeq and is a predicted model, not a curated record.
CCCUUCAUUUCCUGGUCCAGAGUGGCCUGUCUUACAGUGUGAUGGUGUUUGCUGGGCUGGAGAACAUGCACAAAUACUGCUUCAUUGUAACACUGGGCUAUUUGAUAUUGUGUCAAAUCACACGGGUCUACGUUUUUGACUACGGCAUGUACUCUGCAGAUUUCACAGGGCCCAUGAUGGUUAUCACACAGAAGAUCACCAGCAUGGCAUUUGAAAUCCAUGAUGGUUUGACCAAGCGAGAAGGGCAGCUGACUCCUGGUCAGAAAUACUUUGCUAUCAGUCGUAUGCCCAGCUUGUUGGAAUAUUUGAGCUACAACUGUAACUUCAUGGGGAUCCUGGCAGGGCCAACCUGCUCCUACAAUGACUACAAGGCCUUCAUUGAAGGAACGUGCUACCAGCCGCGGCACCAGGAGAACGCCAACGGCAAGGAGAAUGGAAAGUACAAGCAAACUGAACCCUCGCCCAAGAAUGAUGUCGUCUCCAAGCUGUGUACCUGUGCUAUCUCGCUGGCCGUCUAUCUGUCCCUCUACAAGCUACUCCCAGUGGAGCGCUCGAUAGACGACGACUUUGUAAGCUCCACACCCUUCCAUCUCCAGGUUGUCUACCUUUACUUGGCAAUGCUGGCGCUGAGGCCAAAGUACUACUUUGUCUGGACGCUCGCUGAUGCUAUCAACAAUGCUGCCGGAUUCGGCUUCAACGGAUACAACAAAGAUGGCUCCCCACGGUGGGAUCUGAUCUCAAAUCUCAGAAUUCUGGACAUUGAGUUCGCCACCAGUUUCAAGUUGUUCCUAGACAAUUGGAACAUUCAAACAGCUCUUUGGCUUAAGAGGGUGUGCUACGAGCGCUGUCCCAUUAACCCCACUGCUGCCACCUUCCUGCUGUCAGCCAUGUGGCACGGGGUGUAUCCUGGCUACUAUCUGACCUUCCUUACUGGCAUCGGCAUGACGAUGGCUGCACGUGCAGUAAGGCACAACAUCAGGCCGUACUUCCUGGUGUCUGACUCGUACAAGGGCAUCUAUGAUGUGAUCACGUGGGCAUGGACUCAGGUGGCCAUUAGUUAUACAGUGGCGCCAUUUGUGCUACUUGCAGUAGGACCCUCACUCAAGUUCUACAGGACUUGGUACUUUGUGUUACAUCUUCUAUGUCUGCUGGUGGUCCUCGUCCUACCUGUCAAGUCGAAACGCCGACAGGCCAAAGAGCAGCAGGACGACCUCCAGAAGGACAACCAGACAGAUCACAACAGCACAGACAACAACUGCAACCAGAAAGAAAAGACCACAUGAGGGUCGGGACGGUGACGCGCCACCCCUUCAGCAGCAGAAACACUGAGGCGAACUAUAAACUACUGAGACCUGGAGUGUGUUGAGUCUGUUUACCUGACAAAGAACCAAAUAUCUCCUAUCAGACAGAAAACACAAGUCUACAUCCUGGCAAAAACUUCCAGUAGCAAGGCUGACAGCAAUCACACUUCUGACAUGGAUACGAGACCAAGGUGAAGAAAUGGCCAAGGUGUAAACUAAUGAGCGGUAGUGGUUACUUUACAAUACAUUAGUGAAAACGAACACCUCCAAGCUGCCUUAAACCCUCUAUGUACUUUGAAGGUGAAAUAACAGUUUGAGUGGCACGCUGCAGGAACCUAAAUGCAGUUACACCAGUGUGGUUUCAUGUAAGGUAAACAGAUUUAAAGCGCAGUAUGUGGAGGGUUUUUGUCAUUGUCUGGGUACAAGCCUCUGUUAGGUGGCAACAGAAAACCAUGUACAUGUAAAAGAAACAUAACCUUUAUCAUCAGCUGCCAAUUUCAAACAGGCCUUAGGAUCCUCAACAUAUUGUUUGAUUUCUAUGUCUUUUUUUUUUUUAAAUCUCUAUUCCAGAAGAAUUCACAUCGUGUGUGUUUUGUACUUAGAUGUUUGUGACGACACUAACUGAAAUCCAUUCUGAAUGCUCUUUUGUUUUUUGUGGGAUGACUUGACUAUGCCUGAAAGAGAGAAUCUCAAAGUGGAAUUCAGAUCUCAUUCCUCUCCAUUCUAAAAGAUUUAAUAACUGGAUAUCUUUUUAUAUUUUUCAUAUCUGCUGCUUUUUUUUGUUGGGCAAAGAAGACUCAUCUGAUAAAUGUGUGUUUCAAAGGGAGUUUGUUUACCCUCUGGUAACUUAGAAUACCUUUUAAGGCUUGUUGACUUGGGGUUCAGAAUUUUUUUUUUUUUUUAAUUUCUGCUGAUAUUUGUCUCAUGACAGGUUUCCUCUGUGUUCAGUUGUUAAUACAAGUUUCCAAAAAUGAUUUUAAUUAACAGAAUUCCUACAGAAUUUACAUUCUUCUUGAGUUAUUUGUGCAGUAAUUGUCUUAAGUCCUACAAACACAACAGAAAUCUAAUCAGAUCACCGCACUGACUUAGAAAUAAAGUGUCAAAUGGUCCAUGCACAGUGCAUAAAAGCACAUAAAGAAACCAGUUACAGUUAUAUAUGUAUGUGACUUUAUAGUAUUGUAUAAAUUCCAAACACAUAAGCCAGCUGUUGUGAUAAAUGGUCUUAUUUCAUAUUGUGUGCACUUAAUGUUAGCCUAGGGGAUGUUUCAGCAUUUGCUGUAUGGUGUUCCUGUUUCCUCAUGUUGUUUUGGUCCGUGGCUCGCCUUAUUAGCCUUCUAGAGUCCCCCAGUUGGACCUUAUAACAGCGACUGCUGUGAUAUUUUUCUGAAAUCAUUAGAUCGGAUUAAUGAAUGAUGUAGUUAAUGAAAACAUGGUGCAGAGAGGACCUUUUACAAGGCACCUCGCUGCUCUUUGAAUAAUAGUGACACAUAAAUGUACCUGUAAGAGCAAGAUAUAAUCUUGGGAUUUCAAAGCCCACAACAUCACUUUGAAAUUAUGCUUCCUUUUUUUUUCUUUUUCCAAAAAUCAUUCUCAAUAAUUUGAGUUAAACUGAUGCAUUUGUUUCCUGUAAAGUAGUAACAAAGCAGCAGAGAUGAGUUGGGGAUUUUUCUUUCUUUCUUUCUUUCUUUGUUUUUUUCUUUCUUUCUUUCUUUUUUUUUUUUUUAAGACUAAGAUAACACUCGCAUUUUCCUGCCAUAACUUUGUGUGUGUAUACCAGUAUUCAUGUGACCCGUUGAUGUUGAUGUGAACUCGACUUAACUAUAUUUGUAGCCUGGGCCCUGUGUAGGCGAGAGCGGCCCACCCAAGGGGAAAGGGAUGUCAUUGUUCAAAAACAUAGCGAUUAUUGCACUGCAUGGCCACCCAAACCAGCAGAUCAAUGCAAACUGCUCCAUAUGUCCAAAGUGCCAAAUCAUAAAUGGCGCAUUUUGUUUUUGUUUUUUUCUUUUGUGUAUAAGUGGGCCUGCGUGUGUGCGUGUGCGUGCCUGUGGAACAUAUUGGUUAUUUUUGUGUCAGAAGGAAAUUUAUUGAAAGAUUUGUAUAACAGUACAUUACAAUUCUGAUUUAUGUGGGGGAAUAAAGAGAACUUAUUUUUAAACACUAA